Molecule: messenger RNA, 3456 nt
Organism: Centruroides sculpturatus (bark scorpion)
Lineage: Eukaryota; Metazoa; Arthropoda; Arachnida; Scorpiones; Buthidae
Gene: PCB
Product: pyruvate carboxylase, mitochondrial-like
Exons: 19
Coding region: 88-3411 (1107 amino acids)
Biological process (GO): pyruvate metabolic process; gluconeogenesis
Cellular component (GO): cytoplasm
Molecular function (GO): pyruvate carboxylase activity; metal ion binding; ATP binding
Source: RefSeq, a predicted model, not a curated record
UUUACAGGAGAAAUAUCAAUAAGAGUAUUUAGAGCAUGUGCAGAAUUAGGGAUUCGUUCAGUUGCUGUGUAUUCAGAACAAGACAAAAUGCAUAUGCAUCGACAGAAAGCUGAUGAAGCAUAUCUUAUUGGUAAAGGAUUGCCACCUGUUCAAGCUUAUUUAAACAUUCCUGAAAUAAUAAAAAUUGCAAAAGAGAAUGAUGUUGAUGCUAUUCAUCCUGGUUAUGGAUUUUUAUCAGAAAGAUCAGAUUUUGCUGAAGCAUGUAUCAAUGCAGGAAUUAAAUUUAUUGGGCCAUCUCCUAAUGUUGUAAAAAAAAUGGGAGAUAAAGUUGCUGCUCGUGAAGCUGCUAUUUCAGCAGGAGUUAAAGUUGUACCAGGAAUGCCUACUCCUCUAACAGAUGCAAAUGAUGCAAUUUCAUUUUGUAAGGAAAUUGGCUUUCCAGUUAUUCUAAAAGCAGCUUAUGGAGGUGGUGGAAGAGGGAUGAGAAUAGUAAGAGAAUUGAAGGAUCUUCCAGAAAAUUUUGAAAGAGCUGUAUCUGAAGCUCAAGCAGCAUUUGGAAAUGGUGCUAUUUUUGUAGAAAAAUUCAUAGAACGUCCACGCCAUAUUGAAGUUCAAAUUCUUGGUGAUAAUGCUGGAAAUGUCGUUCAUCUUUUUGAAAGAGAUUGCACAGUUCAACGAAGGCAUCAGAAAGUAGUAGAAAUUGCACCUGCACCAAAUUUUGACAAAAAGAUACGAGAUUUGAUGACAGCCGAUGCCGUUAAACUUGCUAGACAUGUAGGUUAUGAAAAUGCUGGAACUGUUGAAUUUCUUGUUGAUGAAAAAGGAAAUUAUUAUUUUAUUGAAGUUAAUGCGAGAUUACAAGUGGAACAUACAAUUACAGAAGAAAUUACUGGAAUUGAUCUUGUGCAAUCACAAAUCAAAAUAGCUGAAGGUAAAACCUUACCAGAAUUAGGAUUGAGACAAGAAAAAAUAAAAGAACAAGGCUGUUCAAUUCAGUGCAGAGUUACAACUGAAGAUCCUGGAAAGAAUUUUCAGCCGGAUACGGGAAGAAUUGAAGUAUUUCGUAGUGGAGAAGGAUUUGGCAUACGUUUAGAUGGAGCUUCUGCUUUUGCUGGAGCUAUCAUAUCACCACAUUAUGAUUCAUUACUUGUAAAAGUAAUAGCACAUGCUUAUGAUUUAAAAUCAGCUGCAGCUAAAAUGAAUAGGACACUUAGAGAAUUUAGAGUUAGAGGUGUCAAAACAAAUAUCCCAUUUUUAUUAAAUGUGUUAGAAAAUGAAAAUUUCUUAAAUGGAACAAUAGAUACUCACUUCAUUGAUAAUCAUCCUCAACUUUUUCAUUUUGAGCCUACUCAAAACAGAGCUCAAAAAUUGCUUCAUUAUCUAGGUAAUGUUAUGGUAAAUGGUCCAAUGACCCCCUUAGCUACUAAACUGAUGCCUGCUGAAAUCUCUCCCACAAUUCCUGAAACUCUACCAGGAAAAAACCCUCAAAAGGGUUGGCGUGAUAUUCUUAUAGAGAAAGGACCAGAAGAAUUUGCAAAAGCUGUCAGAAACCAUAAAGGGUUGCUUUUAAUGGAUACGACAUUCAGAGAUGCUCAUCAGUCUUUAUUGGCAACUCGUGUGCGCACCCAUGAUCUUUUAAAUAUAUCUCCGUUUGUUUCUCAUAAUUUUAAUAAUUUGUUCAGCUUAGAAAACUGGGGUGGAGCAACAUUUGAUGUGGCAAUGAGAUUUUUGCACGAAUGUCCUUGGGAACGUCUUGAGAAAAUGCGUGACUUGAUUCCAAACAUUCCUUUUCAAAUGCUUCUGAGAGGAGCUAAUGCUGUUGGUUAUACGUCAUAUCCAGAUAAUGUUGUAUUUAAGUUCUGUGAAUUAGCAAAACAGUGCGGAAUGGAUAUUUUCCGUGUGUUUGAUUCUCUUAAUUAUCUUCCAAACUUAAUGUUAGGAAUGGAAGCAGCUGGAAAAGCAGGUGGAGUAGUUGAAGCAUCUAUUUCUUACACUGGUGAUGUGUCUGAUCCUUCAAGAAAAAAAUAUGAUCUCAACUAUUACCUUAAUUUGUCUGAUGAGUUAGUAAAAGCAGGAACUCAUAUUUUAGGAAUUAAAGACAUGGCAGGUCUGCUUAAACCUAGAGCAGCAAAAUUAUUGUUGACUUCUUUGCGAGAUCGUCAUCCUGAUAUUCCCAUUCAUGUUCACACACACGAUACUGCGGGAGCCGGAGUUGCUUCGAUGUUGGCAUGUGCAGAGGCAUCUACCGAUAUUAUAGAUGUUGCCGUGGAUUCCAUGUCCGGAAUGACUUCGCAGCCUAGUAUGGGUGCUAUUGUUGCUUCACUGAAAGGAUCAGAUUUGGAUACUGGUCUGACAUUGGAGAAUGUUAGUAAAUAUUCUGCAUACUGGGAACAGACUCGCACCCUUUAUGCACCAUUCGAAUGUGCUGUCACUAUGAAAAGUGGCAAUGCUGAUGUAUACGAAAACGAAAUUCCUGGUGGACAGUAUACUAAUCUCCAGUUCCAAGCAUUUAGUCUCGGACUAGGUGAUCAGUUUGAAAAAAUCAAGAAAACAUAUAUAGAAGCUAAUAAAUUACUUGGAGAUAUUAUUAAAGUCACACCAUCUUCUAAAGUAGUUGGGGACCUAGCUCAGUUUAUGGUUCAGAAUAAGUUAACAGCUGAUGAUGUAAUUGAAAAAGCAGAAGAACUUAGUUUUCCUAGUUCUGUUGUAGAAUAUAUGCAAGGUUAUAUUGGAAUUCCUUUUGGUGGUUUUCCAGAGCCACUUAGAACCAAGAUUGUAAGAGAUCUUGAUAAAGUUGAGGGUAGACCAGGUGAAAGUCUCCCUUCAUUAGAUUUUGAACAGUUAAGGGAUGUCGUAUCUGGUAAACAUGGCCGUUGGCUGGAUACCGAUGUAAUGAGUAUGGCUCUUUACCCUAAAGUAUGUAGUGAAUAUUUUAACUUCAGAGAUGAAUAUGGACCAGUAGAUUUGUUAGAUACUAGAAUAUUUUUAGUUGGACCAAAAGUGGGAGAUGAAUUUGAGGUGACUAUUGAAAGAGGAAAAACAUUACAUAUUAAAGCACUAGCAGUAUCAGAACACUUGACUUCUCAAGGGGCCAGAGAAGUCUUUUUUGAAAUGAAUGGACAACUUCGUUCAGUAUUCAUUCGAGAUUUAUCAAUGAAUCAGAAUGUCGAGAUACAUCCAAAAGCACAGAAAGAGGUACCUGGUUCCGUCGGGGCACCCAUGCCCGGUAUUAUCGUAGAUGUCAGAGUCAUUGAUGGACAGAAAGUAACCAAAGGCGAACCACUAAUUGUUUUGAGUGCUAUGAAAAUGGAAAUGAUAGUCCAAGCACCCAUCAGUGGAACGGUGAAAAAGAUUCAUGUCAUAAGUGACAUGAGAGUAGAAGGAGACGAUCUGUUGGUUGAAAUCGAAUAAAUAAAGCAUAUUUAUAUUAGUUUAAUAAUACAUCAAAAGGAAUAG